This is a messenger RNA of Seriola aureovittata, 9873 nucleotides long. It is a transcript of the gene mdga2a, whose product is annotated as MAM domain containing glycosylphosphatidylinositol anchor 2a. Bases 1051 to 3948 code for a protein of 965 amino acids. NCBI's taxonomy places the organism in Eukaryota, Metazoa, Chordata, Actinopteri, Carangiformes, Carangidae. Gene Ontology annotation, cellular component: plasma membrane. Gene Ontology annotation, molecular function: protein binding. Gene Ontology annotation, biological process: homophilic cell-cell adhesion. The transcript is spliced from 17 exons. The record is from RefSeq and is a predicted model, not a curated record.
GAACCUUUCCUGAUCUUUAAAACACCUGAAGCUGCAGAAACUUUCUGAGUUAGAUAAACAAGCUCUAAAGGACUAAAACUAUUCAGAAACCUUGUAUCUCCGGGGGGGUCGCGACCCACAGGUUGGUGACAGCCUCAGUCUGAAACACUAAUAGAAUUUAUCCGGCGUAUGAAAAGUUUUUACCUGCUGAGUCUGCUGUUGGAAAACAGCCAUAAAAGCACCGCAACGUUUGGUCGCUGCUCUUUAUUUUGAAAUGACCGUUCCGGAAGCCGCGUCGUUUCCCACUCUGUCCGUCUUUGCCGCUCGGUUCGCUCGGUGACGUCUCUCACCGGUAAAACCCACCGAAGAGUCGACCGGACUCGCCACGUCUCCUUCUUCUUCUUCUCCUUCUUCUUCUUCUUCUUCUUCUUCUUCUUCGCCGGAGCGCACAGCGACAUCACGGCAUCACGGAUCCCCGACCCCAGUCCUCCUCUCCCCGGCCGGACGGGCCGCGACGAGCCGCUGACGGCAAGGACAGGACGCGGAGCGGGAACCGCUUCACCUCAGGAUGAUGGAUGUAACUCCGGUACCGACCAGCGGACACGGAGCCCGGUGGACUCGGCGGAGGGGCAGCGGGGACGCGUGAACAGCCUCCCGGUUGGAGGAUACUGACGCACCGGCGGUUUUUCUUGAAUUUUAAUCUUUUUUCCACAAUGUCACCAUCAAGGAGACGCGGCUGAGGCACCUGCUCCUCCUCGCGGAUCCCCGCUGCCCGUCAUCCUCCUGGACGGUUCCCGAAGCUUCCAGCUAACGUUAGAUCCGGUAUGAACGGAACCGGACCUUCCUGUCACAUCUGACCGGGAGUUUUGGGGGGUUUGUCGUGGCGGGCUGCCGGCGGGGAAACGUUUGGAUUUUGUGGAUGAGAACCGGUCACCGGGCCGGAUUCCGUGCGGAGGGACGCGGGUCGGAGCGGCGGAGGAGGAGGGAGGAGGAGCAGCGGCGGGGAACCGAACUCACAACCUCAUCCCCGGGGGGAGAGAAGCAGCGAGGCGGCCAGAGGAGGAUGUAAAGAUGGGUUUAGUUUUCGGUCUCCUGUGGCUGUUUACCGGCUUCCUGCAAGGCGUGCACGGCCAGGGCGUGUACGCGCCCCCUACAGUGCGGAUCGUGCACUCAGGUCAGGCCUGUAACGUGGAGGAGGAGCGCUACACUGAGAGAGUUUACACCAUCAGAGAGGGAGAGACCCUGGAGCUGCAGUGUCUGGUGACGGGACACCCCCGCCCACAGAUUCGUUGGACUAAGACGGCGGGCGGAGCCUCGGACCGUCAGGGCGACUCCUCUCUGCACAACGAGACUCUGAGGAUAAAAAGCAUCAGCCGCCACCAGGGGGGGCGCUACUACUGCAAGGCUGAGAACGGCCUGGGGUCUCCGGCCAUCCGCUCCAUACGAGUCGACGUCUACUACCUGGACGACCCGGUGAUAACGGUGCAUCAGAGCGUCGGAGAGGCGAAGGAGCAGUUCUACUUUGAGAGGACGGUGUUUCUUCGCUGUGUCGCCAACUCCAACCCACCUGUUCACUACACCUGGAGGAGAGGCAGGGAGGUGCUGACGCAGGGCGCCGACUCCGGGGUGGAGAUCUACGAACCGUUUUUUACACAGGGCGAGACGAAGAUCUUGAAGCUGAAAAAUCUCCGUCCUCAGGAUUACGCCGACUACACCUGCAUCUCCUCCGUCAGGAACGUCUGCGGCAUCGGAGACAAGAGCGCCCACUUCAGUCUGAGCAACAGGACAGCUCCUCCCUCCAUCAAACUCCUCCUGGACGACCCCCUGGUGGUGAACCCGGGGGAGACGAUCACUCUGGUGUGUGUGGCGUCGGGCGGAGACCCUCCCCCCACCCUGAUCUGGGUGAAGCCGGGAGGGGAGGAGCUCCCGAAGAGGUGCGUCGUCAACGGCGGCACCCUGACCAUCCCCGGCGUGACUGUUGAUGACGGCGGCGCCUACAGCUGUGUGGCGUCCAACAACGUGGGAAACCCCGCCAAGAAAUCCACCACCAUAUUAGUCAGAGGACUUCGUAAAGGUCGUUUCUGGAUCACGCCCGACCCCUACCACAACGACGACAACAUCCAGAUCGGCCGGGAGGUGAAGAUCAGCUGCCAGGUGGAGGCCACGCCGCCGGAGGAGCUGCAGUUCAGCUGGCUGAAGAACGGCCGGCCGCUGAGGAGCUCUGAGCGGAUGGUCAUCACCCACACCGACACCGACAUCUCGCCGGGCACCACCAACCUCGACAUCAUCGACCUCAAGUUCACCGACUUCGGCACCUACACCUGCGUGGCGUCGCUGAGAAACGGAGGAACCCCCGAGAUCAGCAUCGAUGUCAACAUCUCAUCCACCACAGUUCCCCCGGAGCUCACCGUCCCCAGGGGGCGCUCACACCUCAUCGCUCAGGAGGGCGACACCGUGGACCUGCAGUGUCUGGUCUCAGGGAAACCCAAACCCAUCAUCCUGUGGUCUCGGGUGGAGGAGAGCGGGGCGGCGGCGGCGGCAGCUCUGAUGCCGGAUGGCUCGGCUCAGACGGAGAGCUACGACGGCGUCCUGAGGCUCAACAACGUGACGAGAGAGAUGGGCGGGGCCUACCGCUGCCAGACGAGUCAGUACAACGGCUUCAACGUGAAACCAAGGGAGGCCCUGAUCCAGCUGGUGGUGCAGUUCCCUCCGACCGUGGAGCCGGUGUAUACGGAGAUCCGUCAGGCUCUCGGCCGGGCGUUCAGCCUCACCUGCCGCCUGCUGCGAGCUCACCCGGCCCGCCUCCUGCGAUACGAGUGGAAGCUGGGCUCCCGCCUCCUCACUGUCGGACAGUUCAGCGACCAGAAAGACGACACCAGCUACCACGUCCGAGCUCUAAACCGAGAAGGCUACGGCGAGUACACCUGUGACAUCACCAACGAGGCCGGGGCGGGGCGCUGCACCUUCCUGGUCACAGGGAAGGCCUACGCCCCAGAGUUUUACUACGACACCUACAGCGCUCUGUGGCAGAACCGGCCCCGCGUCUACGGCUUCAAGCUGCAGUGGACUCAGAUGGAGCCCAACGCCGUGGACCGGAUCCUGGCCUACAGACUCGGCAUCAGACAGGUGGGUCAGUCUCGCUGGUGGGAGCAGGAGAUUCCCAUGGAGGGAACCGUCCAGAAGGGGGAGCUGUUGACCUACAACCUGACUGAACUCGUCAAACCUGAGUCCUACCUGAUCCGCCUCACCCCCAUCACCCGCUACGGGGAGGGAGACGCCACCGAACGCAUCAUCACAUACAGCGCUCCUGUCAACCCACAUCUCAGGGAGUUCCAGUGUGGUUUCGAGGACGAGGCGUUGUGUUUGUUCUCUCAGGACAAAACCGACGAGUUUGACUGGACACGUCACAGCGCCGCCACACGAGACACCAAAUACACCCCGAACACCGGGCCGAGCUCCGACCACAACGGCUCCAAGCAGGGUUUCUACAUGUACAUCGAGACGUCGAGGCCGAGGCUGGAGGGAGACAAAGCUCGGCUGCUGUCUCCCACCUUCAACAUGAACUCGAAGAUUUCCUCCUCGUCCGCCGUCAGCAACAGCCCCACCUACUGCUUCGCCUUCUUCUACCACAUGUACGGGAAACACAUAGGAGCUCUGAAUGUGUUCCUGCGCCAGAAAGGUCAGACGGUGACGGACACUUCAGUCUGGAGUCUGACUGGUAACCAAGGAGACCGCUGGAGACAAGCCAAGGUCAACAUCCACCCAACCAUGGCCUUCCAGAUGGUGAUGGAGGGAGUCCGAGGUUCUGGUAUCGAGGGAGACGUCGCCAUCGAUGAUGUAACCAUCGAGGAGGGCGAGUGUAAAGACCCUCCACCCAACAAUCUAAGGUCUCUCGCCCCGCCCUCUUCGCCCCAUAUAUGGCAGCUGUGCAUCACUCUGAGUCUGGCUCUGAUUGGCCAGCAGAGGUGACCCCCUCCCCCCUGAACACAACGUGACGCCACGACCUUUGACUCUUUUGCCCCCGCCCCGAUCUCCUCUACAUCAAAUCCAACCCCCCCCCCCCCCCCCCCCCCCCCAACUACCAAAGAUCCGGUCUGAGCUGCAGCAGAGAGGCGUGAUGAAAGUGAGGAUUGUUUACGUUGUAGGAAACAGUGAAUGAGGGAUCACAGGAGCAGCGCAACAUUGGUCCCAUUCCCAGUCCAGAGACAGUGUUAGCCUAGCUUAGCAUAAAAACUGAAAGCAGGGGGAAACCUCAAAGAUCCAUCUGAUUAACACGUCGUAAACAUCAGCCCAUCCUGUAGUCGGCUGGACCAGUUCACCGCAGAGUCCAAACCAGCAAGUUCAGCCGCUCUGUGUCAGGUCAAAGGUCACUUAGUUUGAAUGUAGCGUGGGAGUUUCGCCACAGAGAGCUGAAGUAGGACGUCACCUCCGGCCUAACCUCAGAACAUCCGACAUUUAUUUCAUCUGAGAAAAAACAAAGGUUUUGUCUCCAUAGAACAAAUCAUCAGCCAGUUCUGGAUGUUCGAAGCUGAAACCUUCGUGAUUUCUACUAAAUAAAUCCACAAUAUAUUUUCAGCAUCUGAAAAACUACAGCUCCCAUGAAAUAAAACCUCACAGCUGUAACAUAAUAAAUAGUAAUAUGCCAAUAUUAUAGAUGAACAGAACAACAGUUCACAUCGGACAGUAAAUCUCUCUGGAGACAUAAAAGAAGAACUUACAGCAUCAGCGCCCUUUGACUCCGUGUAGCUUAUAUUCCCUUCUUGUGAAUAUUGUGAUUUCUAGCUCUUUUGCCAAUUUCAAAAUUCACUUUAUUGCCGCCUUCUUCCUCUAAAAACACGGGCUGCAUGUUGUUCUCAUCUGAUGUCGCCUUGGGGCCAUAUUAUACAAUCUGAACCCAUUUUCUUUAAUACUGGCAUAUUAUUUAUGUACGUUUACAGCUGUAAGAGCUCAUUAUUGUCUUUGUUUUUGUAUUUGAGCACCUUAAUCUUUAUGCAUAACAGGAGGUGUUGCUGGCGUCCUCUGAUUGGUGGGUUAUUUCCAGGUGAAAGCUUGUAGCCUUUAUAUGUCCGCUGCUGUUUGUAUGAGAUUUGGCGGAUGAAGGUCUGAAGACUGAAUCCAAGAAAAGUUGAAUCCAAGGAGACUGGACUUGGUUGUAGGUUCUGACUGACAGGUGAGGAGACCCAGGUAUUUAACCUCUGUGGGGUCGGGAUCAAGGUCGUGGAUGUCACUUGGUUGGUUAGUGCUCCCCGCUGUUGUAGCGACAGGCUGAGGCUGCGUCCACACUGCUGCGUUUUAGUUUUAAGACUCAUCUCUUUUACUACGUUUCUGUCCACACGACUCCUUAUUUUGAAAACUCUGGGGUUGUGUUGUAGUCUGGACAGAAACUGAGACCUUUGUAAACGAUGAGGUCACACCCACGGUCUCUCCUGAUUGGCUGUCAUCAGCCUGGACUACCAGUGGUGAAUACAACAUGAUGAUGAACGACAGUGUCACUGACCUUGUUGUCUUUGCAGCUGUUGUUCACUUACAUUCUCUGUUUUAAUGCUACAACAAUCUAGACCAUCUGCUUCCUGUUUACAUUGGCGCGCACAUGCCCAGUGUACAUCAACAGUCAUGUGAUCGGUGUUUUCAGGGGUGUUAGUGUGGACGCAGCCCAGGUGUGCCAGGUGUUGUCAGUGACUUUGUCAGUGUGUGGGACUGGAGUAUUUAAAAAAGAGGAAAUAACAGUUUGAAUGUGAACCUUCCUGCCCCCCCCACCCCUCCAUCUCCUCUCAUAAACCCUCUUACUUACCCUCCCCCCUCUGUACUCCCCCUCCGCAGAUCAGCAGUACUGUACCGUGAUUUGGACAAACAAAUAGUCUCUAUCUUUAGUUUUUUUCUUAAAUGGGGGAGGUAACUUUUUACAGCGGGCGGACCCACAGAGCGGUAGUUAAAAAAAAAAAAAAAAAAAGACUUUUAUUUUGACAUCUGUCUGUCUGUGGCGGACCAAGGAGGAAAGUUCACCCUCUGCCAUGACAUCAAGUGCCUUCAGACUCACAGAGAGAAAGACCGCCGGGCCGAGGACUGCCGAAAUAACAAAGAGUCGGACAUCGAUGUUUCUGUCUUAGCGACCAGUGGGAAAAUAAGCGAUGAACACAGAUAUCUCCUGGUCUCAAUAUGCAGAGAAUCAGUUUCUUACUUUUUUUGAGGUGAAAAUGUUUAUGAUGACAAGAGGAUUCUGGCGUUAUGAAGACGCAGCAACGAAGAAGCCAUGGACCAGAGACACACUGACUGCAGACAGGAAGCUCAGUGAUUUAUUUAACGAUUUAAAGAACAACAUGCAAUCAUAAUCUGAGACUGUGACUGGAUAUUUCAGAAUAAAAGGACUUCCUGUUGGACGGUUUUCAGCCCUAAGCCAAUGGGAUUUGAGCAUUUGGUCUCUCAGAACUAUUUUAGUAUUUCAAAAUAAGAGUUUUCAGAAAUCGGCGUAGACUUUGAUGCUACCUGAGACUAUCAGUUAACUUAAACUACAAAAACAGCUGGAGCUUUUGGAAAAACAAAGGAAGAAAAUGUACUGUAAAAUCAAAUCUUAUAUUGUUCCUAUGAAUUAUAAAGAUAGAGGGGAAAUCUUUACACUUGUCAUCGUUACUCAUCUCUGUUGUUUUGUUGGUUUUAACGAGGGUGGGGUUCUUUAGUUCAGGUAUCUGUCUUAUUUUGGAUUUAAUUGUUUUGUUUUUUUGUUUAUGUGGGUUUUUCCCAGGACAUCUGGAAAAACUCGAAAGGAAAAUUUGAAGAAAAAAUUCUGGGGGUAAUUUUUUUUUUUUUUCAAAAAGCACAAAGAGACAAAAAUUCCUUUAGUUAAACAGAGAACACACAUGAACAACGCAUCUGUACACACAUAUUUUAUAUGGAAGCCUAUUUCUGCCAACAAAAGAAAAAAAUGCAUAAAAAGCUAGCAUGAGAGAAAUACUUAUUGUAUUAAAUGUGUGUAAUAAAAAAGCCAUAAAUUUGAUUUACUAAUUUUACCUAUUAACCUGUUAUCUUUGCUACAUUAUUAUUUGUAAUAAUAUAAUAUGUUUAUAAUAUGUCACAUUUUUAACUUACUAUCAUUUUGCUUUGAGUAUUUACUUUCUCAUACUUUAUACUUUAACACUAUGAUUUUGAUUUCAAAAGGUUAUGAAUUUAAUCACAUUUUUUACGUAUGUCAUACGUUUUUAUCAUUUUUUAAUCUGAUUAUUUUUAGAUUAAUAUCUCAGUGUUGUUAUUUGAAAAGUCCUAAUUUUCAUUUGCUUGACAAUUAUAAUUUUGAUUUAAAAGAUCAUAAGUUUCCGUUAAUAGCUCAUACUUUACAUCUACCUAGGGGAGUAUUUUAAUUUUUUUCUUUUCCUCAGCAGGAGUGGACUUCCAUACAUCAGCUCGUACACAUGCUGUCAUACAAGAACCACGUAACUGCCAUUUUGAUUCACGUGGUUUCACAACAUAUGUGAGAAAAUAAUUAUUUUAACUUUAAAUACAUUUAAAGACACAGUGAAACAGCAGUUAGAGCGAUUCUCUGAGCGAAUCAGAAUAUGUGAGCGAGGCGUCAUUUUGAGAAGGAUUUGAUCAAAUCAUUAAGAAUUAGAUUCAAGAGCCGAGAGCGGUUUUAUGUGAUUCACUGUGUCUUUAAAAACUUCUUUCCUUAGACGAAAAACAUGAUUUUAUUGGAGAUGCGUGGUUUUACACAGUAGUGAUGAGCAUUACUUAAAAAGUCUGAUUUGCAUCUCAGCAGCCACUGUUAUACACACUAUUAUUAAACUGAUCACAGGUCAGUCAGAGGAGGGUGCAUUAGAUAAACCAUUCCCUCAGAUAAAUAUCAUUUCUUUUUAAUGUUUUGUUGAUUUAUUUUUCUCCCUGUGGCGACACUUUUAUUUUCUCAGCGUGUUUUUCCACUGCAGCUCGCUGUGCUGAUGAUCAGAGUUUUAUUAAAGCUCCCGUGGGUUUCACUUUAUCCUCCACUGCAUUAUUAUUAUAUUAACUCUGUUUGUUGGAAUCACUGCAGAUGAUUGGUCGCCUCUGAUAAACACCAGUAGGUUUACUCAUUUAUUUACUCUUCCAAAUGAUGAAACGAACUCUGUGCAGUGAUUACAUAAACACGCUGCUGGUUUGUUCAAAAAGAAAGAAAAGCUUACAUGAAGGAUUCCUCUGCCCUGCCGAUAUAAAAAUAUUCCUUCAUCACACUUUAAAGAGAAAUGAGUAUGGAAGCUCAUUAAAAUAAAACAUUCUAAGAUGAGUCAAAGCCAUGAUAUAUGUCAAACUUUUCAUUUAUUACGUUGAAAUGGAGUGAGCAUUAUGAGGAUUAAAAUAUCUAAUCUUUGCUGACUAUCUUAUAAUUUUGAUUCAAUUUGAUCUUUAAUUUGUAAUUGCAAAAAUUCACAACAAAACACAGGUGGGUGUGGUUCACUGCAGGUGGUUCAGAGCUUCUGUUGUUAUUUAUUUAUCUGAAGAUCAGAGACAAUAAAAUCUGUCAUUGUUUUUUCAUCAGCUUUUCGGAAAAACAAAUAUAUUCGUUGGGUUUGCGCAGUUAAACACUAAGGAGACAAAACGUUACAACCACAAAUACAAGACAAUAGUUUUUUUCGGGAAAUUAGUUUUGGAAAAGUGAGGCAUGUCUUAAAUUCAAGGACCAAGAUAAUUAUGUGUUCACAACAUCAGAUUUUGUUUUGAAGCGACACAGUACCAGUGUACUACAGUGUUGAAUUAAAGGUUGCUUGUAGAUUACGACCAGAAACUUUAUUUAAAAAAACAACAUUCAAAUAAUUUUUAAUUUAAUAAUUUUGAAUCCGAUAAAACUUUUUUCUUUUAAACUCCCUCAAUGUCUUUUCAAGAUCUUUAGAGAAUUAUAAUAACAUUAAUAAUGGUACAUUUUUUUUUUUUUAAGUAUAUUUUUUGGGCUUUUUAUGCCUUUAUUUGAUAGUAUAGUGGAGAGAGACAGGAAACAGGGAGGCAGAGAGGGGGAAUGACAUGCAGUAAAGGCCGUCCGAUGCGGGAUUCGAACCGGGGCCAACUGCAGCGAGGACUGUAGCCUCUACACAUGGGGCGCCUGCUUAGACCACUACGCUACACGACGCCCCUAUAAUGGUACAUUUUUGAUAUGUUUCAAAGUGCUGUACAUAGGAAAAACUAUUUUUAAAUGAAACUUCACCACAAUUAAAUCAAAUACAGAAUAUUGAAGUACAGGGACUAAAACACAAAGAAAUUCCCAAAUUACAAUAAAUUAAGAUAAAAACUGUAGAAUAAACAAAGAAUACAUGUAAAACAUAAUUGAUCUGAAAAAAUGAAUAAACGGGUUGUUUGGUUAAAAGUGAAUUAAAAACUUCACUAACUGCAAGAAUUGGUCACAUUUGGUUUAAAAGUUGAAUCACUCAGGUUGUGAUGUGUAGGUGAUUCAAAUGUUCCUUCAGUGUGAUAAAGGUUGUGUCAGCUGUGGACUCUGUGGUGGAAAAACACGUCAUCAUUCCUUCCCUGGGAGUCUGGUAUCUCUCUCUGUUGUUUAUAUUUGGAUUUUUAGGGAAAGGGGCAAUAAAAUAAAAGUUUUAAAAAAGCAGUGACACGACUCCGUGGACGUGUGAAGAACAAUAUUUUUAUAACUGUGAUUAUUCUCUGCAAUAGAUUCUCAGAUCAGUUGGACUGACUUAAGGUUACACUGCAUUCUGGUCAUUAUUAUUAUUAUUAUCAUUAUUAUUAUUAUAUUAAUAAAUACACUCCAAAUGUAACUUUUAAUAGUGUUCUGUUAUGACGUCAUGCUGUAUGAUGUGUCUCUGUGUGUGUUUGUAUCCAUUAAAGUGAGGGGACAUAAACCUGGUCAAAUUGUGCCUUGUGGGGACCGUCCCCUCAGACGGUCCUCACAAGGUUAGAAAUUAAACUUUCAGGUACAGA